Prorocentrum cordatum is the source of this 2853-nucleotide messenger RNA. The record is from the annotation of a GenBank genome assembly. Lineage: Eukaryota; Dinophyceae; Prorocentrales; Prorocentraceae.
AUGGCGAAGGGUGGCAGGCAGCAGUAUAAGGCAUCAUGGCAGAAGUGGGCUCCAUGGCGUACCCCGAGCCCUCCAGGAGCAAGAUUGGCUUUGGGAGAUGAUUGGCCCGCCCUGGGCACCUCGCGAUCUUACUCCAAUCUGGACACGCAGCCAUGGUCGUCAGCUGCCAAUCGUACAUCGAGCCAGAACGUCACCGAGCCCAAGGCCGGCCGUGAUGUCACCUGGUGUAAAGUAUGCAGCAAGUUCACUUACAACGACCAGCUCGAGAAGUGUGACUAUACGUGCAGAUUCUGCGGCAUUUUCCUCAAAGGUCGAGGUGCAGGGUCGCACAAUGCAGCUGGAGGCCAGACUAAUCAGAUGGACAUAUCUGCUUCGCUGGGCCUCAUCAUUGCAAAGGGAGGCGCUGCGGCGGAGCAGGCGAAGCUGCUUCAGUCUACUCUGGCACAGGCCCCAGCUGCGUCUCCGAAGCCACCUUCGGUUCGGCUUUCGGAGGCUUCUCAGAAAGUGGAACGAGCUGAAGGCGCUUUGGAAAAGGUUGCGACAAGAGUUAUCAGACUCGAGAAGGAGCUGGCGUCCGCCAUGGACCAGUACAAGGAGCAGGCGGCGAACUUGGCUGACGCCACUGUCGCUCAAGAGGCCGUCGCCAAGGAGCUUGCCCCGGAACCUGUCAGCCAACCAGUUGUUGGGCAGAUGGAUGUACGAGAAUUGCUCGAGAAUCGUGCGGAACUCAACCUCAGCUUCGGGGGCCUCUUCGAGGACGUGGAGUUGGAGGAGGCAGAUCGUGUCGAAUUUGAGCGAAGCAAGACCUCCUUCGAGACAGAGUUCAAGUCGGCGCUUUCGGCCCAGUUCAGCAAGAUGGUUGCGACGCUGGCCGAACAGCAGCAGAAGAAGGUGGAGGAGCUCGGAUCUUGGCAAGCCACCAAGAAGAGGAAGAGCAGUCCAGCACCUACGGAAGAUCAUCGACCUGAUGCAGAAGGGGGUUCUGCGGGUGGUUCGGCAUCGACGCCGACAUCGACGGAGGCAGGAACAUCGACUCCAGGAGCUUCGAAGGGAGCUGCGGCAGCAUGGGCCGCAGUCGACCCGGUGGCCACCGACAAGCAGAAGGAGCUCAAGAGCAUCAUGGAGGAGACCCUUGCGGCCAACCCUCCAAGUAUCCUCGCAUUGGAGAUGGGCUGUACUGAAGCUGGAUUGGCUAUUUCACCCAAUUCUACUAUCGUCACCAAUCAAGUGGACCUUGGCAAAGCGCUAAGAAAAGGUUUCCAGAAGGUGGGCUUCACGGUCAAAAUUGCAUGUGUAGCGACGGACCUCGGCAUCGACAGAGGCGCUGUGGGCUUCCUGCGGCCCAAGCAAGCACAACGACGAGGAGGCGCAGCCGCUCGCUUCAAUCGCCUUCGUGUGGGUAGGAAGGGCCCGCAGUACCAGAUCGUACACAGGUUGAUCGAAUCCUGGAUGGCAAUUAUUUUCCAACCAGGGCUAGACCUGGAGCUGGCUCGUCGUACCUGGAGGGCAGCACGCAGGAGGACUGAGAUGCGAGCUCAGAAGGACAGAUGGCGGGGUAUCACUGGAGUUGCCUCGGCUACUAUUGCGACUUUAUUUGACAAUGGAUGGGGCCCAGUCGGACCAUGGGCGUGGAUCUCAGAUUCUGGCGCUAGAUUCAUGGCACCCGACAGUAUCAUCGGGCAAGGCCAGCAGGACAUGAGUGAGCUUAAGGAAGCCGUAUCGGACUCCAUCGACAGGAUGCUUUGGGACAGGGCCCCCAGGCAUUGGAAUGGCAAAGGUGCGGGGGAAGGUGCAGAUCUUCGAGGCGCUCGGCGGCGCAUCAACUCCCUCCGCAAGGAAGGCGAGAACGAGAUGGCGGGUGCGCUGGAAGCUGAGCAGACUAUCAACAGGGGGGAGACUACGGCGUUGCUCCGUGCAUUGGAGGACUUGCAUGAGCUGGACAUCCCCAUGACCUUCGUGACGGACUCAGGGUAUGUACUCAAGGGGAUCGCGAUGAUCUCCUCAGGCCGGUUGCCCACCACCAAUUUGGACCUAUGGCUGCAGGCCGCCGCGGGCUCUCCCCGGGCGGGGGCCAUCGCGCUGCCCUCCGAGGCGGCGUGGCAUCGGCGCCUCCGUCGCGAGCGCGCCGCGGCCAGGGCGCUGCUGCGCGCGUGGCGGGGCUCGCCAUCUCCCCGCCAGCGCGGCCGCCUGGUGGUCGCCGCGGCGCUACUGGACGGCCACCACGGCUCGGCGGCGCCGGCCCCCGCGCGCCAGGCGGGCGACGGCUGGGGCGGCAUAGCGGCCGCCAGCGGCCGCGGCGGCCACGCGUGCGCCCACUGUGGGGAUCGCAGCGGCGCCCGCGAGCCGCCGUGGCGCCAGGGCGCCGUCGGCGGGCGCGGCGGAGCGCCGCGCGGGCGGCCAGCCGCUCUGGUCGCAGAAGCGGCAGGCCGCCAGCGCAGCGGCAGCCAGGGAGUCCGCAUCGUGGACGUAGCCCAGGCCCUGGAGCCCGACGCGGACCCUGAGGAGGUCAAGCUGGCCCAGCUGGUGGAGCUCCUCUGCUUGUCAGGAGACGAGCCAGCAGAGGCCAAGUACAGGCAGCAGCUGGACGCCCUCCGCGCCCAGCGCCUGGCCAGGCCCCUCUCUGUGGCCGAGGCGAGGCGGGCGCUGCCAGGGACGCUGCCGCGGCGGCCCUGGGCGAGGUGCCCUCCCUUCGAGUCGUCGGCGCAGGCCCGCAGCAAUGAAGGGACCCCAAAGGUCGGCAUGGGCAGCGCACGCCUCGGCACGCGGGCCCUGCUGGCGCUGACGCUCCUGCAGGCCGCAGAGGCCGCCGCGCCCAGGCGUUGGCUCGGCGACCUGCGCUGGGGCGCCGACGAG